UUCGCCCGUCCACGCCACCUGUCAACACCGAUUGGCGAUUCCGAUUUCGCCAUUGGGUUAAGCGAGGAAUCGAAUCGAUGUCCGCGUGAAAAGUCACCGACAUCGCUCGGACGUGAAUCGAUGCCUUAGGUCGCACGAUUCCCGCUCACGACGCCAGGGCGACGAAAUCUAUCGGAAUCGAUUACCUGGAUCGGUUGGGGCGAGGAAUCGCUCAACCGAUACUCGUCCCCUGUUACCUCUCGCCCGUUACCCACUGCUCUCGCGAGAUUCCCCGUUACCCACUGCUCUCGCGAGAUUCCUCGUCGUUACCCACUGGUCUCGCGAGAUUCCUCGUCAUUACCCACUGCUCUCGCGAGAUUCCUCGUCGUUACCCACUGUUCUCGCGAGACUCCUCGUCGUUACCCACUGGUCUCGCGAGAUUCCUCGUCGUUACCCACUGCUCUCGCGAGAUUCCUCGUCGUUACCCACUGUUCUCGCGAGACUCCUCGUCGUUACCCGCUGCUCUCGCGAGAUUCCUCGUUACCGACUGAUCUCGCGAGAUUCAUCAUCGUUACCCACUGCUCUCGCGAGACUCGUCGUUACCCACUGAUCUCGCGAGAUUCGUCGUUACCCGCUGCUCUCGCGAGAUUCCUCAUCGUUACCCGCUGCUCUCGCGAGAUUCCUCCCCGUUACCCACUGAUCUCGCGAGAUUCUUCGUCGUUACCCACUGCUUUCGCGAGAUUCCUCAUCGUUACCCACUGCUCUCGCGAGAUUCCUCGUCGUUACCCACUGCUCUCGCGAGAUUCCUCGUCGUUACCCACUGCUCUCGCGAGAUUCCUCGUCGUUACCCACUGAUCUCGCGAGAUUCUUCGUCGUUACCCACUGCUCUCGCGAGAUUCCUCGUCGUUACCCACUGAUCUCGCGAGAUUCAUCAUCGUUACCCACUGCUCUCGCGAGACUCGUCGUUACCCACUGAUCUCGCGAGAUUCGUCGUUACCCGCUGCUCUCGCGAGAUUCCUCAUCGUUACCCGCUGCUCUCGCGAGAUUCCUCCCCGUUACCCACUGAUCUCGCGAGAUUCUUCGUCGUUACCCACUGCUUUCGCGAGAUUCCUCAUCGUUACCCACUGCUCUCGCGAGAUUCCUCGUCGUUACCCACUGCUCUCGCGAGAUUCCUCGUCGUUACCCACUGCUCUCGCGAGAUUCCUCGUCGUUACCCACUGAUCUCGCGAGAUUCUUCGUCGUUACCCACUGCUCUCGCGAGAUUCCUCGUCGUUACCCACUGAUCUCGCGAGAUUCUUCGUCGUUACCCACUGAUCUCGCGAGAUUCUUCGUCGUUACCCACUGCUCUCGCGAGAUUCCUCCCCGUUACCCACUGCUCUCGCGAGAUUCCUCGUCGUUACCCACUGCUCUCGCGAAAUUCCUCGUCGUUACCCACUGAUCUCGCGAGACUCGUCGCCCGUUACCCACUGAUCUCGCGAGAAGUCAGCGCAAGGAGCGAGUGCCCGAGGGUAAAGCAGGAGGAUGCAGCCUGGAGACGCCAGUCUCCACCCGCAGAUGGGACACCGUGGAAACGCGAGGGGGACGGCCGCGAACCGAUUGUGAAGAACGUGCAUGAGCGCAGGGCCGGCUGUGAUAUGUGGCUGGAGGUGAACAUGACGCGCGACGGCUUGGCCCAAGGUGCUGGCUGCAGGAGCGGUGAUCGCACAUCUACCAGGCUUCCCGUGAAGACUGAAAGUAUGCAAGCUGAUGGAUGGGUCCUCCAGGCCGGCGAAGACACUUACGGCGGUGGCGGUGACCGACGUGCAGGGCUGGGAGAGGAGACGCGGGGGAACCGUAUGGCUCCGUGCCCGUUUGCGGAGGUGGAGGUGGAGCUGGAGGAUACGGGCGACGGGCGGAGUUGGGCACCCACGCUCCAGUUUCACUACGUCUCACCUGCGCCUGCAUCUCAGGAGCGAGGAUCCAGGCUGGCAAUGCGGCGCCUCGUGAAGAAGGUGCGGGGCCCUCGGGUGACGCGGUUCUCCCCACGCGAGAUGCUCACCCUGGCGCAGGAAGCAGCCCGCCGCGUGGGGCCCCUCUACGGCCAUGGCGGCGCCCUCGCCAACGCGGCCACGCGUCGCCGGGCCUGGGCCGAGAUCGCCCACGCGGUGCGGGCGCACAGCAUCUUCCCCCGCACGCGCGACCAGUGCCGGCGCCGUUGGGACGACCUCCGGCGGUGGGCCAAGAGGAAGGCCUUGCGGGCAGCCGGCAGCGCCGAGCUCACGGGGAUCAAGCGGCUGCCGGUCGGGGUCGUGCUCACCCGACCAGAGGAGCUCGCCCUCGGCACCUUCCCUGAGCUGUCCAUGGAGGGCCUCGCCGUCUGGGACGUGGGGUGGUCCGCACGAGGCUCCAUCGACCGCGGCGACGGGGCAGAGCCGCCUGCUAUGGUGGCAGCGGGGGCCGACGCGUGGCCGGACGAAAAGGCUGUUGACCUCCUGGUAUUGGGCCCCGUGGCACCGCUGGUGGGCGGCCCGCUGCACUACGCGGCGGCGAAGUCGACGGAAGAGGGAGCAGACGAGUCGUCGUCUAUCUCCGAUGUGGAGCGGGGGAUAAUGUGGAGGAGGAGGAGGAAGACGAGGAAGAGGAGGAGGAGCGGCAUGAGGAGGAGCUGGCGGAGAGUUCGGACGAGGCAUGGGCGGCGAGAGGCUCCUCCUCUCCGCCCGUCGUUGUGGGUGGACGCCCCCUCGCCCCCAUCUCCAGCACGGAGAAGUCGUCCGCGCUGCCCUGCCCAGCCCCGGCCACCAUUUUUCCUCAGCGGUUCCCCCCCCGUGUGUCCCACAGGGGUGCGCAUGCAGCGGCCCCUCACCCACCCCAGGCCCCGGCCCCUCGCAUUGCCGUGACCACGCGUGAGCGUGACGCGACUGAGCAUGACUCCACCGCGCACGAGUGUGACGCGACCGCGCGCGAGCUCGGCCGACCCGUGGGCGAGCUGCUGUCGCGACUGGACACACUGGCCGAGACGCAGCAGCAGCUUGUGGCCCAGGGCCUCGAGCACCUGCGCCUGCUGAGGGAGCAGGCCGAGAGCCAGCGGCACGCCGAGCGCCACUUGGGCUCCAUCGCCGCUGCCCUGCAGGAGCUGGCAGCGAUGAAGCGAGUGGGGGAGCCACCACUACGGCCACCCGGUGGAGGCGCUGGCAACGGAGACUCUGGCCCCAGAGACUCCGGCCCCGGGCCCCUGGGAGGGCGAAGCCAGGAACUGGAACAGGGCCCGUGGACGGGACUGGGACAACCGCAGGAAAACAGGAGCUGGUUUUAACCUGAGGACC
Messenger RNA from Lethenteron reissneri (Far Eastern brook lamprey), 3281 nucleotides. RefSeq names its product myb-related transcription factor, partner of profilin-like. The record is from RefSeq and is a predicted model, not a curated record. Gene Ontology annotation, cellular component: nucleus. NCBI's taxonomy places the organism in Eukaryota, Metazoa, Chordata, Hyperoartia, Petromyzontiformes, Petromyzontidae.